Neurospora hispaniola is the source of this 345-nucleotide messenger RNA. RefSeq lists its product as uncharacterized. The transcript is spliced from 3 exons. Bases 1 to 345 code for a protein of 114 amino acids. The record is from RefSeq and is a predicted model, not a curated record. NCBI's taxonomy places the organism in Eukaryota, Fungi, Ascomycota, Sordariomycetes, Sordariales, Sordariaceae.
AUGGAGAAACAGAUGGCGAUGGAAGAAAUACACAUGGAAUGGGAAUGGAGAGGACCUGAACAGUGGGAUAAAAAGGGUGGUGCCCGUCAAGGUGGAAUCUUUGUCUGGCAAACCCCCCGUGUUUGUUGUUUCAUGUUGCCAUCCCCCUGUUUCUUCGUCAAGAGGUUACGUAUCGUCGUUGUCGGAUGGUCCCCAAUGGCGACGGAUGCGUGUGGUUGGACCGCUGGGAGUGGUCAACAAACCGUCAACAUUGAUGCCCGCGUGGCUCAAGCUGGCGGUGAUCCCGUUUCAUCGAUGCUGUGCAUAUUGUUACUCCACCAGAUUCUGGCCAAUAUCAAGCUGUAA